CCUGACCUCGUGAUCCGCCCGUCUCGGCCUCCCAAAGUGCUGGGAUUACAGGCUUGAGCCACCGCGCCCGGCCGACUGUAUUUGUUCUAUUAGAGACAACUGCAGAGAGAGGCCAAAGCUCAGAGCAGGCCACUGGCACUGGCAUCUGAUCCUGCUUAACUGCCCUGCAGCAUAGGAUGGAGACACUUGGGUCUUGUCAGGCUAAGGGACGGGGUAGGAUGGCUAGUGGUGGAAUUGAAGAAAACAAAUGGGCAGAAAGUGGCUGGGUGGAAGUUGAGAGGGCUAUCCUGGCAGUGUUCACUGGAGAGGUGUGAGGCUUUCUGAAUGCCUGCUGACACCAGGGUGGGGCAGGGCUGUGCAGUGCAGUGCAGUGUGAGAUACACCAAAUUGGACUAGAAGCCAAGGCAGGGUUGUGUAGGGGGUACCCCUGGGGCCCUCCACCUAGUGAAGCCCUAUCAGCCCAGUGUCCUCUCACCAGCCCUCAGAGUCCCAGCCAGCUUUCCUUUCUGGGCCUGUACUGCAACCCCCUCAACAUGGCCCACUGGGUAAAAAUUCAUGCUUCAAGACUGAUCCCCAAGCCUGUUUUAUAUUAUAUGAGUAAAGAAUUUUUAAACAUUUACCCCCAGAUAAUGUAUAUUUAUGAAGUAUAGCCCUGUCUGCUUGACUAAUGUAUUAAAACUGUCCUUUUUGACUCCUGGUCCAAGAAACUAUUGUCUGCACUUCUGUGUAGUUGUGUAUAGCAUCCUGCAAAUUCUGUCAGAAGUCUGUGUUUUCAGUAACACUAAAACUUCUCUCUCAAAUGAUACAAAUUUUCAGCUUUAAGACAAGUUCUGGGGAAUGAAUGUACAACAUAUUGACUAUAGCUAAUAAUUCUGUAUUGUUUACUUGAAGCUUGCUAAGACAAAUUUAAGUGCCCCCCACCGAACUAGUACAUAAAUAAGUCUAGUGAAGGAUGUUUUAAUUAAUUUGAUUUUGGUAAUCAUUACACAAUGUAUAAUUAUAUCCAAUCAUCACAUUGUACACCUUGAAUAUAUAUAAUUUUUGUCAAAUAACCUUAAUAAAGCUGGGAAGAAAACGAUAAAAAAGUGACAAUCUAACAUAUGAUAAGGUAAAAAGAUAUUUCAAGAAAUUUGGAUGACCUCUUGCACCCCACUUUGCUAGCCUCUACUCCCAAGAGUCAUGUUCUGGCUGUGUGAAGUUGAGCAACUUCUUAAUCUUGCCAAGCUUCAGUUCUUAUCUGUAAAAUGUGAUAUUGAAACGAUUUGAGAAUUGUGAGGGUUAAAUGAGAUAAUUCAGGUAAAGCUCUGAAACCCCUGCCAAGAAUAAAGUCUUUUCUUCCCCCCCAAAACCUGAGUAUUAGAAUUCAUUCUCUCUGGUUUCUCUCUUUUGCUAUGCUAAAAAUAGAUCCAGGUCCUUUUCAUUGUCAAGAUUUUAGUUUCCUUCAAAAGAUAACUGAGAGCUAGUUGUAAUAUAACACCAGAAGAGUUAUACAGGUCUUAGAAACUACGUUUUUCAUAGUAAUUAUGUUGGUUUGCACUUCCUGGCUUCCCUUCUCAGACGGUAGGUACCUGGAAGCCUAGUGGAGCAGAUUCUCCCCACUUGAAGAUACUUAUAAGAAUAACGAACAUAGUUCCGAUGACCAUAUGCCCAACAACGCUCUGCGCACUUCACACAGUAGUGUCAUCUCAGCCUGUGAUCAUUCCGAGUUAGGUGCCGGGAUUCUCCCCGCUUUGUGAUAACUUGCCCGAGGUCGUACAGCUAGCCAGCUAUGGAACCAGUAUUCAAACUCGGCUACGCUGCAGCCUGUGGCCCUCCACUUUCUUGCCCGUGGUCUGCAGUUUAGGUAACCUCUGGGGGCGGGGUGUUUUGGGUCAGGUUGUGGCCUCACAGAACAGCGCUUGCUGCGGUUGGAUGGAUGGGUGGGUGGGUGGAUGAAGAGAAGAAACCCGGUGGCGUCGUCCCAGGGCUGUGGAGCGCCCCGAAGGUGAGCGCAUCCCCCGCGAGGGCACCUGCCAGCCGCGCAGUUCUCAGCACUCUCCGCCACUUCCGGCCCUGGCCCCGCCCCCUCGGGUGGCUGGCGUCCCUUACGCGUUGAGGAAUUUUGUCCCCAGCGCCGACCCGUCUCUCUGCCCUCGUCGCUGUCAUGGCGGCAGCUCCGCCGCUUUCGAAGGCCGAGUAUCUGAAGCGUUACUUGUCCGGGGCAGAUGCCGGCGUCGACCGGGGGUCUGAGUCCGGUCGCAAGCGUCGCAAAAAGCGGCCGAAGCCUGGCGGGGCCGGCGGUAAGGGAAUGCGGAUUGUGGAUGAUGAUGUGAGCUGGACCGCUAUCUCCACAAGUAAACCAGAAAAGGAGGAAGAGGAAGAUGACGGAGAUUUGCCUGUGGUGGCAGAGUUUGUGGAUGAGCGGCCGGAAGAGGUAAAGCAGAUGGAGGCCUUUCGUUCCAGUGCCAAAUGGAAGCUUCUGGGAGGCCACAAUGAAGACCUACCCUCACACAGGCAUUUUCUUCACGAUACCCUAGAUUCAUCUCCUAGGAGAGUCCGUCAUGAUACCCCGGAUUCAUCUCCUGGGAGAGUCCGUCAUGAUACCCCGGAUUCAUCUCCUAAGAGGGCCCGUCAUGACACCCCAGAUCUUUCUCCCCUCAGAGGGGCUCGUCAUGACUCAGACACAUCUCCUCCCAGGAGGAUCCGUCAUGACUCCUCAGACACUUCACCUCCAAGGAGGGCCCGUCAUGAUUCUCCAGAUCCUUCUCCCAGGAGGCCUCAGCAUAAUUCUUCAGGUGCAUCUCCUAGGAGAGUCCGUCAUGAUUCACCAGAUCCCUCUCCUAGGCGAGCCCGUCAUGAUUCCUCAGAUAUCUCUACCUCCAGAAGGGUCCAUAACAACUCCCCUGACACAUCUAGGAGGACUCUUGGCUCUUCAGACACACAGCAACUCAGAAGGGCCCAUCAUGACUCCCCUGAUUUGGCUCCUACUGUCACUCAUUCCCUACCCAGAACCAAAAGUGGUAAAGCCCCAGAAAGAGCCUCUAGCAAGACUUCUCCACAUUGGAAGGAGUCAGGAGCCUCCCAUUCGUCACUCCCAAAGAACAGCAAAUAUGAGUAUGACCCUGACCUCUCUCCUCCACGAAAAAAGCAAACAAAAUCCCAUUUUGGAGACAAGAAGCAGUUUGAUUCCAAAGGUGACUGCCAGAAAACAACUGAUUCAGACCUUUCUUCUCCACGGCAUAAACAAAGUCCAGGGCACCAGGAUUCUGAUUCAGAUCUAUCACCUCCACGGAAUAGACCUAGACGCCGGAGCUCUGAUUCUGACCUCUCUCCACCAAGGAGGAGACAGAGGACCAAAUCUUCUGAUUCUGACCUGUCCCCACCUCGAAGGAGUCAGCCUCCUGGAAAGAAGGCUGCACACAUGUAUUCUGGGGCUAAAACUGGGUUGGUGUUAACUGACAUACAGCGAGAACAGCAGGAGCUCAAGAAACAGGAUCAAGAAACCAUGGCAUUUGAAGCUGAAUUUCAAUAUGCUGAAACCGUGUUUCGAGAUAAGUCUGGUCGUAAGAGGAAUUUGAAACUGGAACGUUUAGAGCAAAGGAGGAAAGCAGAAAAGGACUCAGAGAGAGAUGAGCUGUAUGCCCAGUGGGGAAAAGGGCUUGCCCAGAGCCGGCAACAGCAACAAAAUGUGGAGGAUGCAGUGAAAGAGAUGCAAAAGCCUCUGGCCCGCUAUAUUGAUGACGAAGAUCUGGAUAGGAUGCUAAGAGAACAAGAAAGAGAAGGGGACCCCAUGGCCGACUUCAUCAAGAAGAAUAAGGCCAAGGAGAACAAGAAUAAAAAAGUGAGACCUCGCUACAGUGGUCCAGCACCUCCUCCCAACAGAUUUAAUAUCUGGCCCGGAUAUCGCUGGGAUGGAGUGGACAGAUCCAAUGGAUUUGAACAGAAGCGCUUUGCCAGGCUUGCCAGCAAGAAGGCAGUGGAGGAACUUGCCUACAAAUGGAGUGUUGAGGAUAUGUAACUUUCCUGAGGCUGUGGGGGUGGCUGGGCUGUGGUAGUGGGCAUAGGCAGCGAGAUAUCCAGUGGUAACAGUUGUCUGUGCUAAUAAUUGGAGCCCACAAAGACCAGCAACUUGCUGAAUGCCAGUUUUGACCACAGAAGAAUAUUUGAGACCUGAUGUUUGGACUGAGGUACCUGUACUUCUUGGGUAUGACAACCCUGACUGUUGCUGGCUUUCAGAAGAAGCAUUGAUUUCUCAGUGUACCAGAGGUUGUUCUUGGUUAGGGUUUUUCUUUUCCUUUUUUAAAUAAACAUAUAUUUAUUUUUUUAAAAUUA
This is a messenger RNA of Cercocebus atys (sooty mangabey), 4311 nucleotides long. It is a transcript of the gene BUD13, whose product is annotated as BUD13 homolog (S. cerevisiae). Bases 2144 to 3997 code for a protein of 617 amino acids. Gene Ontology annotation, cellular component: U2-type spliceosomal complex; RES complex. Gene Ontology annotation, biological process: mRNA splicing, via spliceosome. The transcript has 10 exons. Gene Ontology annotation, molecular function: RNA binding. The record is from RefSeq and is a predicted model, not a curated record. NCBI's taxonomy places the organism in Eukaryota, Metazoa, Chordata, Mammalia, Primates, Cercopithecidae.